Staurois parvus is the source of this 1115-nucleotide messenger RNA. NCBI's taxonomy places the organism in Eukaryota, Metazoa, Chordata, Amphibia, Anura, Ranidae. The record is from the annotation of a GenBank genome assembly.
AUGCAGUGCCAGGCAGAGGAGGAUGGGGACCAGUGCAGGCAGAAUACGGGAAUGGACUCCGGAAUGGAGGACCUGGAGUAUAAAAACUUUGAGAUGGAGGGGAUAGGGGACUCCGAGAUGGAUUAUGACAACCUGUCUGAGCGCUAUAUUCCCUACAGAGAAAGGAAAGAAUGGGCAGAUGUGACUCCUGUCCCGCAAGAUGAUGGGCCUAACCCAGUUGUUCAGAUUGUUUAUAGCGAGAAAUUUCGGGAUGUUUAUGAUUAUUUCCGUGCUGUACUUCAGCGAGAUGAGAGAAGUGAAAGAGCUUUUAAACUGACAGCGGAUGCCAUUGAGCUGAAUGCUGCAAACUACACUGUAUGGCAUUACAGAAGAGUAUUAUUACAGUCACUGAAGAAGGACCUCCGUGAGGAAAUGAACUAUAUCUCAGCAAUUAUUGAAGACCAGCCAAAAAAAUUACCAAGUCUGGCACCACAGGAGAGUGCUGGUUGAGCUGCUAAAGGAUCCAUCAGAAGAGCUUGAGUUUAUUGCAGACAUUUUAAACCAGGAUGCUAAAAACUACCACGCAUGGCAGCAUAGGCAAUGGGUUAUUCAGGUUUAAUUUGUGGGAUGGCGAGUUACAGUAUGUUGAUCUGCUGUUGGCUAGAGACUUGCGAAACAAUUCUGCUUGGAACCAAAGAUACUUUAUUAUUUCUAACACAUCAGGAUACAGCAAUCCCCAAAUUCUAGAGAGAGAGGUUCAAUAUGCUGUAGAGAUGAUCAAGGUUGCACCACACAAUGAAAGUGCAUGGAACUAUUUGCGAGGAAUAUUACAAGAUCGUGGCAUGUCUGACUACCCAAACCUUCUUGAGCAGAUCCAGAGUAUACAGCAAACGCACAGCUCCCCAUUUCUUAUUGCCUUUUUAGUGGACUUGUUUGAUGACAUGUUGGAAAAGAAAUGUAAAGAUCCUGAGGAUACGCUGAGGAAAGCGCUAGAGCUUUGUGAACUUCUUGCCACAGAUAAAGAUACUAUUAGAAAAGAAUACUGGCGCUAUCUUGGACGCUUACUACAGAUUAAGUAUGGGUCAAAGAAUUCUGAGAAAGAAGAAAUUAGUCAAGAAGAUACUAAUGGACAAUGA